AUGUGGCGGGUGAAAAACCUGAGCCUCACUCUGUCGCCUUCACCCCAACCGGGAAAUCCAGCUAUGAGAACUCCUCUCCGAGAACUUAAACUGCAGCCCGGUGCCCUUGCCACUUAUGGAACAGGGACCCCUAUUUGCUCCUCGUUGACCCCAGCACUGUGCAAGCUGGGGCUGCAGGAAGGCAGCAACAACUCAUCGCCACUGGAUUUUGUCAAUGCAAAAAUGGCAGACUCCCCUUCAGAACAAUCCAAUCACUCCUCAAAGUGGCUAGAAGAUUGUCAGCAUGAAUCAGAUCAACAACCUCUAGAUGUGAUUCCCCAAACCAUCUCUACUCCCAAAACAUCUAAGGAAGCAGUAGAUCUACUAGAUGACUAUGUAGUUAAAACCAUGGUCUUUGUACCCUCUCCAGUGGAGCAGCAGGAGAACAUUACAUUUGAGGUCCAUUUAGAUACGAUGGCAGAGACAAAUAGCAUCUCUUUAGAUGAAAUUUUGAGGUCAGGAGAUCUGGUGAGAAAGGAGGUAGCACCCUGCACAGAAGACAGCUUUCCAGAAGGGGUUGCUGCUAUUCCUGAGAACCCUACAUUUCAGGAUCCUUUAUCCCAUCUCUUUGAGUAUCCCCCAAAUCCCAGUUCUGAGCAACAACUUUGCUGCUCCAAGGAAAGCCAGAGGACUGAGGCUGUGCCUAAAGACUUAGUACCUUCUGAAAGUAAUGCCUUCUUGCCAUCCUCCAUGUUCUGGCUUUCUCCUUCAGCUGCUUUGGCAGCAGAUUUUCCUGUCAAUCAUGUAGACUCAGGGGAGGAAACUGUGGAACAUAGACCUAUGGAGGAAAGAGAAACGAACUUUCCCACACUCCCAGAGGAAGUUGAAUUGGGAGAUCAAGCCCUUGUCUCAAAUGGGCAAAAUCUUCCGCCCACAUGUCUGACACCAAAUCCAGUAGAAAUGGAAUUCCCAGCAGCUCCAAGCCCCAAAGUGGAAAAUGGUGGUAGUAUUCUCAACUCUGAUACAGAGCACUGGACGUCUCCACUAGCAUGGCUGGAAAAAGGUGUAAAUACCUCAGUCAUGCUGGAAAAUCUACGCCAAAGCUUACUUCUUCCCUCUGCACUUCGGGAUGCUGCGAUAGUCACUACUCCUUUUUCUACUUGCUCAGUCGGAACUUGGUUUACUCCUCCAGCACCCCAAGGAAAAAGUAUAAGCACAUCCCAGACAGACACAGUGGGAACCAAGGACAGUACUUCUAAGACAGAGCACCUCCUGCAUGGCUGGCCUCCAGAUCUGACUACCUUGUCUCGACAUGACUUGGAGGAUAACCUGCUGAGCUCUCUUGUCAUUCUGGAGGUCCUCUCUGGCCAGCUUCGGGACUGGAAGAGCAGGCUGGCUAUCCCUCACCCAGAAGCCCAGGACAGUAGCACACAGACUGACACCUCUCCUAGUAGGAUAACUAAGAAACCUCAGUAUCUUCAGGAGAGCCAGGAGAUUGUGCAGGCCCUGCAGCAGGCCAGGAAUGUCUUGCAAUCAUGGGUGCUAGUCUCUAAAGAGCUGAUAACAUUGCUUCACUUGUCCCUGUUGCACUUAGAAGAAGAUAAAACUGCUGUGAGUCAGGAGUCUCGGAGAGGAGAAACCCUGGUCUCCUGCUGUUUUGAUAUGUUGAAGAAAUUGAGGGCAAAGCUCCAGAACCUCAAAGCAGAAAGGGAAGAGGCAAGGCACAGAGAGGAAAUGGCCCUCAGAGGCAAGGAUGUGGCAGAGACAGUGCUAGAGGCUUUCUGUGCCCAUGCCAGCCAGCGCAUCAGCCAGCUGGAGCAUGACAUGGUAUCCAUGCGGGAAUUCAAAAAGCUUCUGAAGGAGACCCAGACCCAACUGGUAGAACUUUAUACAGAGCAAGAAGAGCUGGCUCAGCAGACAGUGAGUCUUACUUCUACUUUCCAGCAGGACUGGAUAUCCAUGCAACUGGAUUAUAAAACAUGGACAGCUUUGCUGAGUCAAUCUCGAGAACUCACGGAGAAACUCACAGGCAAGAGCCGGCAGGCUGUGCAGGAACGUGACACUGCAGUUGAGGAAAAGCAACAGGUUUCCAAGGAGCUGGAACAAAUUUCUGCUCAUUUAGAGGACUGCAAAGGCCGAAUAGAACAACUGGAGUUGGAAAACAGUCGCCUAGCAACAGAUCUCCGGGCUCAGCUGCAGAUUCUGGCCAGCACAGACAGCCAGCUAAAAGAGCUACAGAGUCAGCAUGCCCAUUGUGCUGAGGACCUGGCCACGAAGGAUGAGUUGCUCUGCCAACUUAACCACAGUAAUGAGGAGCAGGCUGCUCAAUGGCAGAAGGAAGAGAUGGCACUAAAAUGCAUGCAGGCAGAACUGCAGCAACAACACGCUGUCCUGGCAAAAGAGGUGCGGGACCUGAAGGAGACCUUGGAGUUUGCAGACCAGGAGAAUCAGGUUGCUCACCUGGAGCUGGGCCAGGUUGAGUGUCAGUUGAAAACCACACUGGAAGUGCUCCGAGAGCGCAGCUUGCAGUGUGAGAACCUCAAGGACACUGUAGAGAACUUAAUGGCUAGACUGGCCAGCACCAUAGCAGAGAACCAGAAGCAAGACCUGGAGAAGACACACCAGUAUUCACUACAGCUAGGGGUGCUGACUGAACAACUACAGAGCCUGGCCCUCCUCCUACAGACAAAAGUAAUGGAGAAACUAGGAUCCUGGGAGAUCUUUGUGAGCACAGCCUGUGCUCCUGCCCAGGAAUACCCUAUGCCCAAUGAUAGCAUCUUGGGAAGCAUCUCGACAGCAGUGGCAGAUGAAGAGCCAGAAUCAUCUCCUGUGCCCUUGCUUGGAAGUGACAAGAGUGCUUUCACCCGAGUAGCAUCAAUGGUUUCCCAUCAGCCUACAGAGACCCCAGACAUAGAGAAGAGCCUAGACAAGAUGAGUACUAUGAUUCCUGAGCUUCAGAGCCUUUGUUCCCUGCUGCAAGAGUCUAAAGAAGAAGCCAUCAGGACUUUGCAGCAAAAAAUCUGUGAUCUGCAGGACAGAAUUCAGGCCCAGGAAGAACAGCAUCAGGAAGCUCAGAAGGCAAAAGAAGCAGACAUAGAAAAGCUGAACCAGGCCCUGUGCGUGCGCUACAAGAAUGAAAAGGAGCUCCAGGAAGUGAUACAGCAGCAGAACGAGAAGAUCCUAGAGCAGAUAGACAAGAGUGGCGAGCUCAUAAGCCUCAGAGAGGAGGUGACCCAGCUUACCCGCUCACUUCGGCGUGCAGAGACAGAGACUAAAGUGCUCCAAGAGACCCUGGCAAGCCAGUUGGACCCCAACUGUCAGCCCAUGGCCACUAACUGGAUCCAGGAGAAAGUGUGGCUCUCCCAGGAGGUGGACAAGCUGAGGGUGAUGUUCUUGGAAAUGAAAAAUGAGAAGGAAAAACUCACAGUCAAAUUCCAGAGUCAUAGAAACAUCCUAGAGGAGAACCUUCGGCGCUCAGACAAGGAGUUGAAAAAACUAGAUGACAUUAUUCAGCAUAUUUAUAAGACUCUGCUGUCCAUCCCAGAGGUAGUAAAGGGUUGCAAGGAGCUACAGGGAUUGCUGGAAUUUCUGAGCUAAAAAACUGAAAGCUGGAAUCUGCUUCACCUCUUUUUACCUGCAGUAUCCUCUUAUUCUCAUACUAAGACAAAUUAGAAUACAGCUGUGUUUAAUGCUAUUUAAAUAAAGUAUAUUUAAUUUUUUC
Otolemur garnettii (small-eared galago) is the source of this 3700-nucleotide messenger RNA. It is a transcript of the gene SPAG5, whose product is annotated as sperm associated antigen 5. The transcript is spliced from 24 exons. The record is from RefSeq and is a predicted model, not a curated record. NCBI's taxonomy places the organism in Eukaryota, Metazoa, Chordata, Mammalia, Primates, Galagidae. Gene Ontology annotation, biological process: cell division; regulation of attachment of spindle microtubules to kinetochore. Bases 1 to 3576 code for a protein of 1191 amino acids.